AUGUCCCUGCUUUUCUGUUCCUUGAUUUUGCUUCUUUUAUACGUGCCUUUGUUUUGCGAUGGAGGCUUUACAAGCCCCUUCCUAAGGAAAUAUCCGUCUGUUGAUAUGCCAUUUGAUAGUGACGUAUUUGCAACUCCUCCGGGCUAUAAUGCUCCUCAGCAGGUUCAUUUAACACAAGGUGACCAAUUGGGAAGAGCCAUGAUCGUGUCAUGGGUGACUGAGGAUGAACCAGGAUUGAGUGUAGUUCAUUAUUGGAGUGAGAACACCCCCCACAAGUUGGUGGCACAGGGAAGAUAUGUUACCUAUAGAUACUUCAACUAUGCAUCUGGUUUUAUUCAUCACUGCACACUUAAAAAUCUAGAGUAUGACACUAAAUAUUAUUAUAAGGUGGGAAUUGGGCAUACUGAGAGACAAUUUUGGUUUGUGACCCCUCCUGAAGUUGGUCCGGAUGUACCUUAUACAUUCGGUCUCAUUGGGGAUCUAGGUCAGACUUCUGAUUCAAACAAGACCCUUACUCACUACGAAAUGAACCCUAAGAAAGGACAAACUGUGUUGUUUGUUGGGGACCUCUCUUAUGCAGAUGAUCACCCAAAUCAUGACAACAGAAGAUGGGAUUCAUGGGGAAGGUUUGUUGAAAGAAACAAUGCUUAUCAACCUUGGAUAUGGACCCAAGGGAACCAUGAAGUUGACUAUGCCCCUCAAAUUGGCGAAACAGAACCUUUCAAGCCAUUCUCCCACCGUUACCCAGUCCCUUACAAGGCAUCAGGAAGUACUGGACCCUUUUGGUAUUCUAUCAAGAGAGGUCCCGCACAUAUCAUAGUCUUGGCUUCGUAUUCAUCUUAUGGUAAAUAUACUCCCCAAUAUGUAUGGCUUCAGCAAGAGCUACCAAAGGUUGAUAGGACCAAGACUCCUUGGUUGAUUGUUCUUGUGCAUGCUCCAUGGUACAAUAGCUACAACUAUCAUUACAUGGAAGGGGAAACCAUGAGGGUGCAGUUUGAGUCAUGGUUUGUGCAGUACAAGGUUGAUGUUGUGUUUGCUGGUCACGUACAUGCCUAUGAACGAACUGACCGUGUCUCUAAUAUUGCAUACAACAUUGUAAAUGGUCAAUCCACACCUGUGAGGGAUCAGUCAGCUCCCGUAUACAUAACCAUUGGUGACGGAGGGAACAUUGAAGGCUUAGCAAAAAACUUGAUAGAGCCUCAGCCUGCUUACUCUCUAUACCGUGAACCCAGCUUUGGACAUGCCAUUUUUGAUAUAAAGAACAGAACACAUGCUCACUAUACCUGGAACCGAAAUGAUGAUGGAGAUGCUGUGGUGUCUGAUUCUAUGUGGUUUUUCAACAGAUACUAUCACCCCCUUGAUGAUUCCUCAACCACUGACCGCCACAACGCGUAG
Gastrolobium bilobum is the source of this 1395-nucleotide messenger RNA. RefSeq names its product purple acid phosphatase-like. The coding region runs from base 1 to 1395 and encodes 464 amino acids. The record is from RefSeq and is a predicted model, not a curated record. Lineage: Eukaryota; Viridiplantae; Streptophyta; Magnoliopsida; Fabales; Fabaceae. The transcript has 8 exons. Gene Ontology annotation, molecular function: acid phosphatase activity; metal ion binding.